This is a messenger RNA of Entrophospora candida, 1131 nucleotides long. The record is from the annotation of a GenBank genome assembly. Lineage: Eukaryota; Fungi; Glomeromycota; Glomeromycetes; Entrophosporales; Entrophosporaceae.
AUGUCUACAAAGAUUUCACCUUUAUAUGAUUCUGAUAAUUUGAUCACAACAAAAUGUGAAAACUUUGAAAAUUUAUAUAAUGAACAUGUUUAUAAAUUUUCAAUAGAAUUUAAAAAAGAAAUUACAUGGUUGAAGGAAUUUUUAGAACACAUUGUUUCUUCGUAUUCUCACAGACAAAUUAUCAAUGAUGUGAUGGUAUUAAACAAAAAAGUAGAUAUUAAAUUAGAUGAAAAUUAUGAUGAUAAAUUAGAAAAUCAACUAGAAGAUAAGUUACAAGAUAAGUUAGAAAGUGAAUUGGAUAAAUCAGAAGAUAAAUUAGGAGGAGAUACACAAGAAAAUAUAUUAGAAAAUAUAUCAAGAGAUCAACUAGAAGAUACAUUAGGAAAUAUAUUAGCAGGCAAUUUAAUAAAUAAUUCAAUAAAACAACCAGAGGAAGAUAAGUUAGAAGAUCAACUGAGAUGUAAUUUAGAAGAUAAUUUAAAGGACAAGUUAGAAAAAAAUCAAGAAAAAGAAGUCAAUCAAGAAAGUAAACUAAUAGAUCAACAAAUGAAUCAAUCGAUUUCUGUUUCUAGUAGAAGUGAAAAAAGUCCAUCAUCCCAACAAGUAAAUAAAGUCAUUUCAGUAGAAGAGAAAAAGUUAAUUGUUGAAGAAAAUAUGCAAAGACCAGUGGUUCAAGAAGAAAAAACUUGUUAUAUUCUAGACAAUUUAUUUGAGGACUUUAAAACCUUUUUAGAUUUACAACAAGAAAAAACUCUUAAAGAUCUAGAUCAAACAAAUAUUCAACAAGUUGAAGAAAAAAAAUUAUCUGAUGAAUACAAAAAAAAUCAAAUAAAUCCAACCAAAGGAAAAUGUAUAUUACCAGAGAUAAAUUCUGAUUCUUCAAGUGAAGAGGAGGAUUACUGUGAAUCAAGUAAACCACAAAAUCAAAUACCAGAUUGGUGUCAAAGUUCUAUACUUGAAGCGUCUUUGAUACAACAAGCUGCCUUAGAUCCUGAAAUCAUAUUUGGCAAGGUUCAACCACUUGACAUGAUGGGUUUACAAAGAACAAGUUCAGCUAAUUGGUCAGGUCCUGAUGCUUUAACUGAAAAAGAAGAUUUAGAAUAUAAAAAAAUCGUGGGAUAUAUAUCAUGA